Molecule: messenger RNA, 10961 nt
Organism: Chironomus riparius
Lineage: Eukaryota; Metazoa; Arthropoda; Insecta; Diptera; Chironomidae
Source: the annotation of a GenBank genome assembly
UUCUGUGAAAAAUUAUUGAAAAAACUCGGAUAAAUAGGAUUUAAAGAAUCAAAAAUAGCACAAAUGUGUGCCUAAUAGUAUAAGAAGGCAUAAAGUAAUGGAGUAAAGUUAAUAAAUAUGUUUAAAAUAGGAAAAAUGCUAUAAAUUCCAUUUCUUCAAAAAUGGACGAAAAAUUUGCCUAAUUUAAAUAAUUAAUCCUCAAUAAGUGCAAUGGAUGGAGUGAAUUUUUAUUGCAUGAAAAAAUCAAUAGAUUCAUAAUAUUUCGAUUAGAAUAAAUUCGGGUAGUACAUUUAGUAUGAAAAAGUGUUAAAUAAAUUAAACAUAAGUUUAGUGUGUGGUGUCUUUGUAUUAUUUUAUAUGUGCACAAGAGAGUAAAAGAAGGAAAACGAAAGAAAAAAAAAAUUAAUGGGCCUUUUUUAUGAUUUUAUUAUGAGUCGAGAGGCAGAAAAUAUAAAGUGUAUACAGGCAGAAGAAACGAAAAAAUGAAGAGAGAAGGCAAUUUUGAAUUUUCAAACAAAUAAAAAUGGUUUUAAAUAUAUGAAUAUUUUAGAAAAUUUAUUGUAAAUUGCUUCAAUUUACAUUUUCAAGUGUGUUUUGUGUGUGAUGUGCAUUAAAUGAGAGGAACAAAAAAAAAAUACAGUCAGUCAAAAAUAUUUUUAUUUUGAUUAAAUUUCAUUCAUAAAACUAGCACGACUAGUAUCCAAAAAAUAAAUAUAAAUUAAAUUUCCAAGAACUAAAGGUUUGAGUCACAAUCAAAAGUCUUUGAUUAUUCAUCGGAAAUUCUAUUACAAUGAGUGAUGAGUUCAUGAGUGUUUCACGAAAUUAUAGCAACAACUAUGGAAUGAACAACAGCAAUAAUAACACAUCCGAUGAAUUACAAGCAUCGAAUAAUGUCUCAAAUUCAUCACUGUCAAUAUCGGCACUUCAAAUAACUCCUGACUCCUUGUUGGACAUUUCAGCGAGAAUCGUUGCUGAAAAUGAGCCAUUUCAAAGAGUUGAAGAGAAAUAUGAUCGCAUACCCGAACCUGUGCAGCAGAAAAUCAUUUUCUAUUCAUUUCCACGCGAUGAACGUGACAUACAAAUGUACUCCUCGCUCUCUAGGGCAUCAUCAUCAUCAUUCAAUGCAUCCGAUUCACAAAGUUUGAGUUUCAGCAAAGGAUUAAAAUUGUUGGAAAGCAAUUGUGUCGAAAAUGUUCUGCAAGUUGGAUUUCAUUUGAGUGGUGAGGUUUGGACAUUUCCACCGCUAUUGUCAGAUGCAAAUAAGUCAUCGAGAUCAUCAUCAUCAUCCAAUACAUCUACACAAAAUAAUCACAAUAAUCAUCAUGGACCUGUGCCAUUGCUUCCACAAUAUCCGCCUCAUAAUAAUAUCAACGUUUUACAUCAAAAUCCAAAUAAUGGAAAUAAUAAUAAUGUUAAUGCUGGUGUAUAUGAAAGAAGUAUCAAUAAUGAUACGAAUGUUCAAUUUGCUGGCGAGGAGAAUAAAAAAUACAAAGUGUCCGUUAGUUUUGACAGAUGCAAAAUUACUUCAGUAAAAUGCAGUUGUGAUACAAAAGAUAUAUUUUGGUGUCAUCAUGUUGUGGCGUUAGCACUAUAUCGUAUCAGAAAUGCGAAUAGUGUUAAAUUGCGAGUUCCCAUUUCGGAAACUUUGUUGCAAAUGAAUCGUCAGCAAUUACAAAAGUUUGUGCAGUACUUGAUUGCUGAACAUUACACAGAAGUCUUACCAACAGCUCAGAAACUUGCUGAUGAGAUUUUACGACAAAAAACUGAAAUCAACUCAAUAUGUGGUGCACCAGACCCGACAGCAGGUGCAUCAAAAGAUGAUGAGAAUUCAUGGCAUUUAGAUGAGGCACAAGUCUGUGAAGUAGUUCGAAGUUAUUUGGGUCAAGGGAGCUACUAUAAUAGCAAUAAGCAAUUGAAUUGCUUAUUUGGAAAAGUUCGUGAAAUGCUUCGAGCUCAGGAUUCAAAUGGUGCUAGAAUGUUGACACUCAUCACUGAGCAAUUUCUAAAUGAUCCAAGAUUAGUAUUGUGGAAGAGUCAUGGAACUCCGAUGACUGAAAAGUGUCGACAGCUGUGGGAUCAACUCGGAUCUUUGUGGGUGUGCAUAGUUUUAAAUCCACGAUCAACACAAGGAGAGCGGAAUAACUGGAAAGAACUGUUAGAAUCAUGGUCGAAGAUUGAUGUGUGUCCUCAAGAAGAUCCAGAUUUUAGACCCCCAACAAGGGAAAGUCAUCGACUUCGUUCUCAACGCGAACGUGAAUAUGAAAGAAAUAGAUUUUUUCGAGAAAAUAAUCAGCGCAAUGCGCUUUAUCAUCAAUAUCAGCAGCAACAACAAGCACAAAAUAAUUACAAUCAGCGUUAUUAUGAUAAUCCACAAAAUAAUGAAAAUCCAAAUCGUGGUUAUUUAAAUGCAGCUAAUAAUAAUUAUGAUGAUUCGACAUCAUCAUCAUCAGAUUCAGAUUCAGAGAGUGAAUCAGACGAAGAAAUGGAAGAGAAUAAUGAGCCAAGAAAUAUGGAUGUGGAAAAUCAAGACCAACAUGGACUGAUGGAUGUGCCAGUUGAGAAUUUAUAUGAAGUUCCAAAAGAUGAUAAUGAUCGACUUAUUGAACGAAUCAAUAAUUUCAUAGAAGAAGAAGAGAAUGCUGUAAUGAAUGAUUUAUCAUUGGAUAAUGCCAGAGAUCCACAAGAAGGUCCAAUUCCAGAUGAAGACUGCUUCAAGUUUGAACUUCCAGCACUGCGCGAUAAUGAUGAUAGUAGUCGGGAAUCAAUGGAUGAGGAUCAGAUAAGAGAAGAGCAUGAGAUUCUUGAAAACAUUAAUAAUUUAGAUAGAAAUAAGGAUGACAAGGGUCUUGAGGAUUUCGAUGAUGAAUUCUUGCCGGAUCAAAAAGAAAUUCUCAAAUUGGACAAUUUAAAUUAUAUUGAUGGACAUCACGUAGUUGUACAUCAUGAAGAACAUGAUGAGCAUUUAGUUGAAUUAAAGACUGAAGAAGAUGCAUUGAAUCCACAUGAGCCAGUACAAGAAAUGCAAAUUGAUGCCUUGCAGAACGAUGAGGUUGCGCAAAAUCAGGUACAAGAUGAGGAACAGAAGAAAAUGAAGAAAAAUCGACCAGCCAAUGAUGCUGGCGAUAAACCGAAUAAAAAAUUGAAAUUAAACAAUGGAUCAUCGGUCGCGAAAACCACAACAAAAGUACCGCGAACAAUUUUCCAUAAAGCACUCGAUGCUGUCAACAUGACAUGGGAUAAUAAGCAUUUAAAGUUAAUACUUGCUAGUGACACAUAUUCAUUAGCAAGCGAGAAUUCUGUUCAAAUUGCGGGUUCUAGUAAAAUGGUCAAUGCAAAUAAUACAUCAUCAAAAUCUAAUUUUAAUGCAAACGGCCAGCCUCUAUGGUAUGAGUCAAUGUCAAUGUGUGCUGCACGAAUCGACAGUUUGAGGUCACAUGGACAUAUUGAUGCGGCUUUGCGUUUAAGUGUAAGCGUAGUUCGCACGAUGAAACAAGUUCAGCAAGAUGCUCAACUUUUAUGGCAUAAAUAUCGCAAGCAAACGCCUGCAAUUGCUGCUCCGCCCUCUUCGUCAUCAUCACAAUCAUCUCUAACAUCAAAACCUCAACCAAUUGCUGGUACAUCUAGCUCUUCGUCAUCCAGUUCCAGUUCAGGAAUUCCAUCGACUAGUAGCACUUCCGCUAUAUCUGAUUGCAAUAAUUCGAAAUGUAAAGACUGUCAAUUAAAUAAACUUUUUGAAUUUACAAUUCAUAAAUCCUCGACAUAUACAUCCUCAUUCUCUUCAAAUCCUUGCAUCUCUGCCCCAACUGCUUCAUCAUCAAAUAAGACUUCUAUGCCAAAUAAUGAAAAUCCAAAUGAUUGCCAUAAAUGUACCAAUAAUAAUCCAGAAAAUAAUGAUAUAUCCAAUGAGAAUUCUGUAGCACCAGAACAAUCAUCAUCUACAGAAAAUAGUAGCAAAAUGACUGGUCCAAAUUCUCUUCCACAACAACAACAACCAAGUACUUCAAAAACAAAUAAUUGCUAUCCACCACCAUAUCCAACUAUACCAAAGCAUUCUUCUAAUAACAGCAACAAUAAUAGUAAUAAUAAUAAUAGCUGUAAUAGUAACAAUCCUUCAAGUAGCUCCUCAUCAUCUUCGUCAUCUAGUUCGACUAAUGGAGCUCCUGUGAAGCCUUAUAAUGAAAUUCAUGAAAUGCCACCACCACCACCCAGAAAAUUAAUGACAUCUCAAUGUAUGUGCCAUUUUACACCACCACCACCACAACAACAACAACAACAGAAUCAGCAGCAGCAGCAACAAAAUCAUCAUUUACAUAAUAACCAUCAUCAAUCCAGUCAAAGCUUUUACAUGAAAAAUGUACAGCCCGGACCUAGUAAUAGCAAUUGUCAGCCAAUGUGUCAUUAUGCAAAUUCAAAUAAUCGACAUAAUAUACCACACCAUUUACCCCAACCAAUACCAACUGCUCCCCCACCACCCCAUCAAAUGCCUCCUACAUCUCAACCAUCUUCUUCACAUCAUCCACAUCAACAAAGAAUGCCAAAUAUGCCUGGCCCAUCAAAUAUGUAUCAACAUCCUAGCUCAAGUGGUAGCAAGUAUUAUGAAUGUCAUAAAAAUUUACCAGCACAGCCACAAUGUCAUGCAAAUCCAAUGAAUGGUCCAUGUCAAAUGCAUCCAAAAAGACCGUGCAUCAAAAGUAUGUGCUGCUCUAUUGUCCCGCCACCUGAAAAACACCAUUCAUCUAAUCAAUACUAUCAAAGACCACACUGUAGUACAGCACCAAUGCCUUCAAAAUAUGAUUAUAUGAGUAAAUAUCCACCACCGAUGCCGGGUCCAUCCGGGUCAUCAUUUUGUAAUGGGUGUAUGAGAAGCAAUUGUUUAUUAAAGAAUCAAAAUCCACCACAAAUGAUUCCACAACCCCCUAUGCAUCAAGCACCUCCUCCACCUCAAAUUCCACCAAUGAUGCCCCCACCAAUUCCUCAAAUUCAACAGCAGCAACAACAACCUGUCACCUUGUGUAAGAAUUGUAAAGCGUCGGAAUCAAAAUCUACUCAACCAAUCAAAUUACAAGUGCCACCGAUCCCACAACAGCCAACAAUUAGUGCUGAAACUAAGGCUGCUGAACAGGCCAAAUAUAACAUUAUUAAUUAUGGCGCAUCAACAUCAAAGGGAGUCGUUACAUUAGCUAGUUCAUCUAGUUCCUCGUCAUCAUCAUCAUCAGCUUCAUCCUCAUGUCUUCUUCCAUAUAAUAGCAUUAAUAAGAAGAAUCCAUCUUGUGUAUCAAAAUGCCUCGAUUGCUCCGUAGGAUGUGAAAUUGAAUUUCCACUGGAUGCUGUUGCAUGCAUUUUCGAUUGCUUGACUGAAGCAUGCAUCACACAAGCUGAUGUAGUUCGACUGAAUGGCGUCGAAGAUUCUAAUAUUAUUGCACCAAAAUAUAAACAUAUCCAGGUUCCAGGCUCGAAAGAUCCAAAUGAAACAUUCCUCACAUUAGCAUUUGAAUCAGCAAUAUUGGCUUUGGGAAAGCAACGAAUAAUGCCACAAGGUUUAUAUUCUCAACACUUGAUAUGCAAACAACAAGAUCAAUUGAUUGCACGCUUACGUAAUGUCGAUCUCGAUCAGUUACUCGUUGAAAUAAUAAAGAAUUUGAGUACACAAAUGAUGGAUGGAGGACCGACAAGUGGUUUUGGAGAGUCAAUUCAUCCAGAAUCGGUUCCAAUGCAUACAUUAGCUAGAUUUCUCUUUGCAUCUUUGCUAAAUCAACAUCCAGAUCUUGCAUUUAAAAUUGGUCUACGAGCAAUGAGAUUCCCAAUAUUCGAAAAUGUUAGCAAUAAUUCUGUUGAUGGACCUUCGUCACCAUCAUCGCCUUAUGCACGUUGGUGGACUUUAGGGCAUUUAGAAAGUCAACAGUGCUCAUUAAGCUCAACUAUGUUAAGUGCAAGUAAAGGCGACAAAGUCAGAUUGUCAGCAGUCCUUGAAAAUGCACGACAAAACAUUCAUAGCUCAACACACCUCUUUAAAUUGGCACAAGAUGCAUUCCGGUUUGCAACACCAGAAAAUGGCCCACGUUCUCAUACGUUGCUAGAAGUUGCAUUUGAAUUAGGUUUGCAAGUCAUGCGAAUGACUCGAACAUGCUUAAACUGGCGUAGGCGAGAAAUGGUAAGGUGGCUUGUAACAUGUUCAACACAGCUUGGACUAGAAGCAACAUUAUCAAUUAUGCAAAAUUGGUAUGAGCUAUUUACACCCACAGAAGCAACGGGUCCAGUUGCAACAACAAUCAUGUCACAUUCUACAAUUAUGAGACUAAAUUUAAAUAUAAAGCAACAAGAGGAAUUAUCCACAUGUGCUAGAACACUAGCACUUCAAUGUGCAACAAAAGAUCCACCAAAUUGUGCACUUAAUGCAUUAACAUUAUGCGAAAAUGAUCCAAUGGCUUUCGAGACAGCAUAUCAUAUUGUGAUUGAUGCUGCCAAUCAUAUAAUGACGAGUAGUCAGCUCUUUACAAUUGCAAGAUAUAUGGAGCAUCGAGGAUUUCCAGUUCGAGCAUAUAAUCUCGCAAUAUUGGCAAUGAAAAAUGUUCAUUUGGCGUACAAUCAAGACACACAUCCAGCAAUCAAUGACAUUCAUUGGGCAUGUGCAUUAUCACAUACACUAGGAAAGGCUGAAUUAUCAAAAAUGAUUCCAAUCGUUGUUAAGAAUGUUCAAUGUGCAACAGUUUUGUCAGAUAUUUUAAGACGUUGUAGUGUACCGAAUCCCGGAAUGUCACACUUUAAUGGACAUCACAGAGGCAAUAAUAUGAGGUCUUGCCAUAAAUUAAGUUACGAUCGUGAACCAUUAAAUCAGCUAUUGGAAGCUGCCAUUUCUGCUUAUGUAAAUACUACACAUUCGAGAUUAUCUCACAUUUCACCGCGUCAUUAUGGCGAUUUUAUUGAUUUCUUGAGUAAAGCGCGCGAUACAUUUGUACUAGCUCGUGAUGGUCCAGCACAUUUUUCACGGCUUAUUGAGAAUAUAACAAUUGCUUAUAAGGGAAAGAAGAAGCUCGUUCGUCAAGUUCGUCAAAGAUUUUACUGAAAUUUAAGAGUCCACUGGUAGUGGACUUAAAUUUGACAUGAAAAAUUAUUUUAGCGAUUUUUUGGCUCCAUUAUUCAUCAUAAGAGUAGAUAGAGAUAGAGAUUUAUGGAGCAAUGACUAACCAUUUAUGACACAAUUUAUAGGAAAGCAUAUAAAUAUAUGAAAAAAUCAUGAUUUCCUUUCUCUUGCUCCUUAACUAGUUAAUUCUUUUUUUUAUUAUUACAAAUAUGUAUUGAAGAACAAAGAGGAACAAGAAGAUCCAAGAACUUACUUUUAGUGAUUCUUCACCUCUCAUAUUUUCAUUUUUAUUACAUUUGAUUCUUUUUCUUUUGUUUCGUUAACAAAAAAGAACUUAUAUGUGUAUAAAUUCGAUGUUAUUCUUUUAUUAUUGAUCUUUAAGAGACACUUUAUAACUUUUCGAUGGAAACUUUUAUGACUUCUUGAUCUUUCAUUAAAUUAUUUUUUAUCUUAUUUUUUGUUUCUCAUGAUUGUAAAUUUUCUUACCUUUUUUGAUUCUGUUUUACAACAUGAUGACUUAUAAUGAUGAUACAAUAGGAUGGGGGAGGAUGAGUUUUGCUUCAUUGGAUGAUUUUAGUCGCAAGAUUUGAAUUAAACUGAAGAUUUAGAAUCAGACAUUUUAAAGAAUUUUAUCCAGAUGUAGUCUUGUAGAUUAAUCAUCAAUUCUACUACCCAAGAUCCAAAAAAGACUCUUAAAACCAUCAAACUGAGCAAAAUCUUCAACCUUCCCACAAAAUUUUAAUUAAUUCUUCACACAUUUUUAAUUUGAUUACUAAGAACCCUAUGCAUAAUCAAAAGAAAAGUUGAAAGCGCAUGAAGAACGAUGAAAAAAAGUAUAUAAUCACAAUAAUAUGAUAAUUUGUAAUUUUGAUCUCAUAAAAAAUGAAAUGAAUAAUAUUAAAUAAUAUUAUUAUACAUAUAUAUCCGCAUAUAUACAGCAAGAAAUAAUAUUACUUUAUAACCGCAUAUUCAUUCCACAUACAUAACGUAACGACAAGGAGAAAAAAAUGAUAUAAAAGAAAUAAUCUUACAAAGAAGGUCAUAAAAAUUAUUAAGAAUUUAAUUUUUUUUUAUUAUUUUACAUUCUCGAGGUAAUUUUGUGUGCAAAAAAAAUGUGAAGAUGAUGGAAGAAAAUUUUUGUUGAUCGAAAAUUUUUUGUUCAAUUUAUUUCGUUUAUUUUUUGUAUAUCCAGUUUGGAUUACCGCAAAUCAAAAUUUUAAAUAUCUUUUCGUUUAAAAGAAAUGCAAUAAACAUGAAAACCAAAAAUUUGAAAAGAAUAUGCAGCAUAAAAAAAACGGAUUGGGGUCGAUCCAGGCAUUGAAGUUGUUAAGGAACUGAAGAUUAUAGAGGUACUGGACGUUUCCAGAAGUAGGAAAAGUAAAACACAUCUUCAAUGCCACCUCAAUUCCUAAUCAAUAGCCUAAUCUGCUGAAUAGCACUCUUGUCAAUUAUAUGUGACAGAUUCAGGACCUCCAUAGAUCAUUGUCAAUAGUGCUAAUUCAACAAAUCAUUUCCUCAAAAAAAUAAAUAAAAUAAAACAACAAUAAUUAAAAAUAGACAACAAUACAAGUCCAUAAACCAAUAAUUGAAAAAAUAAACCACAGCAAAUCUGAAACCAAAAAUAUAUAAAUUAAUUAAUAUUAAAGUUAAAUUAACAAUAAACAGCAACAGAAAGAAGAACUCAAAGAUUAUUACAAUAGAUUAAAUUAUUUUUGUUAAGUGAAUCUAAUUUUUUAUAUAAAUAAAUAAUAAUAAAUAAUUCACAGACACACAAAAAUUUCCAAUAGAUUAAAACAUCUAACAAGUUCACAAUAAGCAUAAUUAAUAAGAAUUUAAAAUAAAUUAAGCACUCAAUAAUAUUAAAAUGCAAACAAUAGCCAAUGCUGAAGCUUGACAUGAGGGUAAAUCUUCGGCAAUAUUAUAUGCUUAUCAAACAGCUUUAAAAUUUAUAUAUAUUGUCCUCAUUUGCUUGCUUUAUUGUUAAUUAUAGCAUUCAAUUGUAUGCUGAUACACAUUUGAGAUCAUAAUUGUGGGUUUGCUUGCUAUUUCUAGCUAAAUUGUUGGAAUUAGCUCCCAAUUAUGGACUCAAUUGUGUAGCAACACGCGAUAUCAUGCUUCAGUUAUUUUGAAAAUCUAUGCUGAAAAUUUUCGCAACUAAGCUUCGAGGCAGAGCUGAGGAUAAUUGGAUGGAUAUCUUUCUCAGGUUUUAACUUUGCUAAACCGGGGAUUUAAAUCUCUGGACGAGAUUUUCAUGACGUAAUUCAAUUUGAAUUUAAAGAUCUCUCUUAAAAAACGUGGUAAAAAAGGAAAAGCAAAAUUUAAUGACACUUCUUUCUAUUUCCACUUUGACUGACAAAAUCCAUCCAAUCAUUCAAAUCUGCCAUUAAGCACCCACUACACAGGAGCUACUUCUCUGAUUAAAUGGGAUGUUCAUAAACAGUUUGCGAUCUGAAAAGAACUUUAUUGUCUUUACUUUUUUUUCUACCAAUUAAUUAGUCUUUAUUAUUAUUUGAUAGCGAUUCUUAAAUUAAUGACAACAAAAAAUGGAAAAAAAAAAUAAAUAAUUUUAGUAAUUUUCUCUCAAAUAAAAAGAAAGAAAAACAAAUGAAAUGGAAAAAUGAUCAGGAAGCUUAAUUAAUAAGAAAUGAAAAGUAAAAUUAAUUAGGAAAGCGCUAAAAGAAAUUAUUUAAAAUGAGGUAUAACUCAGUAUUAAAUGAAAACUACUUUUUCUACUAUUUAAUUAAAAAUGCAAAUUAAUUAUUAGUAUAGUUCUGUAAGAAAUGAAAACAAAAAAUAAUGUGAAUGACUAUUUUCUCUGCUUAGGUUUAUAUAAAAUUUUUAGGUGACAUUAAUGUCGUGCAAUGGGGUGAAGCUGGUUUGAAAUCAAAAAUUUUAGUAAAGUCAGAUUUGACAAAAUAUCCGAAAUCCAAUCAAUUUAAAUCUAAUCAAAUCCAAAACUUAAGAAUUCCCACGAAUCCUCACAGCAACAACCUUGCACGACUCUCAAAUUUUCGCAUUGAUGCUUGAAGCGUUUAAUUUAAAUUUUAUAAAACAAAAAUGUUCUUGCUUAAAGAAAGAAUGAAAAAAAAAGUAUAAAAUUAAGUUAAUGAUUGAGGAUCUCUCAAAAAACAAAUCACUUUUACACUGCUGCUUGCUAAUUGUAUGAAUGAUUGAAUAGGAAAAGCAAAUGCAAAAAAAAAAAUUCAAUAUAAUUUCGGUACUUCCAGUAAAUAUACUUAUGAUUUAUAAACGAUAAGUAGAUAAUUUAUAGAUAAAGAAAAUUUGAAAUUCGAUGGAUUAUGUGUUAUAUGACUGACUAUUAUUUUCAUUAAUUAUUUUAAUUUUUUAGUACAAUUUAUUCACGUUAUACGAUGAUUUUAAGUUUACAUUCUCUUUUAUGUUUCAAUCAAAAAAUUAUGAUUAUUUUUUCUUUUUUAAAAAAACUUUAGUUUUGCAUAAACUUUUCACAUUACAUUAAUUAAUGUGUGGUGAUUUUUUACAUGAAAACAAAUUAAUUAAAUUAAAAUUAAUGAAAUUUACUUUCAAUUCAUUUUGAUGAGAACUUGAAAUAUGAUGACAUUAAGGAACUUUUAACAGCCAUAUCGUACUAUACAAGCAAAAAAUGAUACAAAAUUAUUGAAUAUGUUGUGAAUUGAUUCAUCAAUCACACGCAACUCUAUUGCAAAUUAUGUGCCAAUUCGAUUAAUUUCCGUUCAUAUAAAAGGAAUAGUAAUGAUUAUUAAAAAGGAGUAAAAUGAAAAAUUUUGUCAUCAAAAUGAUGAGAAAUGAAUAGAAUUAUUAAUAAAAAUUUUAGAAAUUAAUCAAAUAUUAGAUGAAAUUGAAUGAAAUGAAAUUACACAAAAAAUAUGAAGCAAACAAA